Molecule: messenger RNA, 812 nt
Organism: Diprion similis
Lineage: Eukaryota; Metazoa; Arthropoda; Insecta; Hymenoptera; Diprionidae
Product: succinate dehydrogenase assembly factor 2, mitochondrial-like
Exons: 4
Coding region: 141-677 (178 amino acids)
Biological process (GO): mitochondrial electron transport, succinate to ubiquinone; tricarboxylic acid cycle; protein-FAD linkage
Cellular component (GO): mitochondrion
Source: RefSeq, a predicted model, not a curated record
UCAAGUUUGACGCUGUUGUUUGACAUACGCAUUUGAACGGUGAACUGUGAAGAUACUUACGUCAGGCGUGAGGAAAACAAAUAAAUAAUUUUACGCAAUUUUACACGCAUCCGGAUUUUCGCUGCUCAAAGCGUACGAAGAUGAGUGCUAUAACGAAGGCCAGUAGACUGUUUAAUGUUAGAUCUUGCAUUCUGACAAGGAAUAUUUCUCGCAGCUCAGUUAACUAUAGUGAUGAUCCCAACAUUAUUCAUCCCGAAGCACGUGAGCCGCACAUUCCACCUUAUGUGGAGCGGCAAGGGGAAGACAUAACCUUAAAACGAGCUAGGCUCCUUUACCAGUCUCGCAAGCGAGGUAUGUUGGAAAACGGUCUCCUUCUUAGUACUUUUGCCAAAAAGUAUCUCGACAACUUCAACGAAUCCCAAAUGGUACUGUACGAUAGAUUGAUCAACUUGCCUUCAAAUGACUGGGACAUAUUUCACUGGGCUGCAGAAGUUAAGCCGACUCCGUCGGAGUUUGACAAUGAAGUCAUGGACUUGCUCAAAGAGCAUGUUAAAAAUAAAGACAGAGUUAGCAGAUUGAUGCAACCAGAAUUAAUCAAAAGUGAAAAACAGUUACAAACGAUACAGUAUGGAAAACCAAAUGAUCAUCAACAUUGUUCUUUGUUUUGGAGGAGUUAAUAGUGGGUCAGUAUUUUGUAUUUUUUUAUAUAUCCAACUUGCUCACGUGUCAUAUCGGGAACAUUGGAUUUAUUUCUCAGUUUUAGUAUUAAAUUAUUUUGUUGUGUCUCAAAAGUACAAAUUUAAAUAAAAGUU